AUGACAGCGUCAGUCAAAGAAGACCUGAAAAUCGAUAAUGAAGAUAUAGUCAUUAAUGUUUCAACUAAAAAUUAUGUGGAGCAAGAUUACAUUGAUCUUAAACUAACAUGUUACUACCCUACUUCGAUAUAUUACUUGACAAAUACAACUGCUAUUAUAAAGAAAGAUUCUGUAGUCUAUGUAAAUAGAGAACUUAUAAUUACUAAUGAUGAUAACAUAAGUACCUCUAUCAUUGCUCAAACUAUAGCCACUAGAGUUAAAGAAAGCACCUGA
Dentiscutata erythropus is the source of this 273-nucleotide messenger RNA. Lineage: Eukaryota; Fungi; Glomeromycota; Glomeromycetes; Diversisporales; Gigasporaceae. The record is from the annotation of a GenBank genome assembly.